Phytophthora sojae is the source of this 1705-nucleotide messenger RNA. RefSeq lists its product as hypothetical. The transcript has a single exon. The record is from RefSeq and is a predicted model, not a curated record. Gene Ontology annotation, molecular function: hexose transmembrane transporter activity. Gene Ontology annotation, cellular component: membrane. NCBI's taxonomy places the organism in Eukaryota, Oomycota, Peronosporomycetes, Peronosporales, Peronosporaceae. Bases 242 to 1705 code for a protein of 487 amino acids. Gene Ontology annotation, biological process: monosaccharide transmembrane transport.
CAAGCCAGCGUGACCCGUCGAUUCUAUUGACUCUACAUGUAUUAACUCUGCUAACGUUGCAGAGUAUUACGCUGGAUCGUCCAAAGUCAACGUUUACCCUGUUGCAGUUCCACGCGCUUGAAUGGUCGUUGGGUAGUCCCCAGUACCAGCCAAAGGCUACACCAACCUAACACCUCACUCUUCAUUCCUCCUCCUACCAAGCACAAGCCUCCCAUUCAACCAAGUCCAAGCCCACCAAAGCAUGGCGACCAGCUACGCCGAAGUAGCGUCGCCCAAGCCGGUGACGGCCUUCGACGAGGCCAACAAGGCCGCGGCUCGGCUCAUCAAGCCCAAGACGAUCCUGUACACGAGCGCGCUGCUGUCGUGGCUGCAGCCCUUCCAGAGCGGCUGGUCCACGGCGCAGAUGAACCUGUCGCAGUACAACGACACGGACGAGUGCAACGCGCGCCCCGUGGCCGAGGACACGUGCCUCAUGUUCCCGGGCCACUCCAAGCUCGAGUGGACGUUCGCCGUCAACGCGUGGAUCUUCGGGGCCAUGGUCGGCUCGCUGAGCUGCGGCCACUUCAGCGACAAGUUCGGCCGCAAGAAGGCGCUCAUGGGCAACUGCGUCUUCAUGCUGCUCGGCGGCGUCAUCCAGGCCUCGGUGUCGAACGUUUGGUUGUUCGCUCUGGGCCGCCUCAUCGCCGGCCUCUCGUCGGGUACAGCCACGGCCACGAUCGGCGGCUACAUCAACGAGCUGUCGCCGCCGCACAUGCGCAACACGCUGGGUCUGGGCCUUCAGAUCUUCACGACGCUCGGCAUCUUAGUGCCCGCGAUCUGCUUCUUCUUCGCCAACACCAGCAGCGGCUGGCGCUACCUGGCCGCCUUCCCGUGCGUCUUGGCGUUGAUCUACCUGUUGCUGGCCCCCUCAAUGGCGAUCGAGAGUCCGGCGUGGCUGCUCACCAAGGGCCGAAGGGAGGAGGCGAAGCAGGUGAUCGCUAAUCUGUAUGGCGAGGAGCACGUGGCCACUGCGCUGUCGUGGCUCGAGGUGAGCAAGCCCCACGCGGAGGAGGGCAAUUCUACCUCCAAGGAGUCCAUGUUCGCCCCGCGCUACCGCAUGCAGCUCCUCGGCGGGCUGCUGCUCUCGUGCUCCCAGCAGUUGUCCGGUAUCAACGCCGUGUUCUACUACUCCGGUAGUAUCUUCUCCGACGCUGGCAUCUCGGACUCGCGCAUCGGUACGCUGAUCAUCAACUUCAUCAACAUCUUCCCGGCCUUCUUCACUGGCGUCUUGGCCAACCGCUUCGGGGCUCGGAACAUGAUCCUGUGGGGGCUGGCGGGCAUGGUGGUGAUGGCCGUGGGCAUGACGGUGGCCUUCAUUGUGGACGUACCGGCGCUCUCGAUCGUCUUCACGGCGCUGUACGUGAUCGCGUUCGGCGUGACGCUGGGGCCGCUGGUGUGGGUCAUGACGGCCGACAUAUUCCCGGACUCGAUCCGCGCGAGCGCGUCGUCGCUCUGCAUCGGCGUCAACUGGCUCUGCAACCUCAUCGUGGGCGUGGCCUACCCGUACAUCUCGGACGCGCUCGACGACUACGCCUACGUGCCGUUCGUGGUGCUGCUGGCGAUCUUCUACCUGCUGGGCCUCAAGCUCGUGCCGGAGACGUCGGGCAAGUCGGCCGAGGAGAUCCUGGCUGAGUACGACUCGCGCCGCGAGAGGGCUGCGAACUAG